Molecule: messenger RNA, 2496 nt
Organism: Medicago truncatula (barrel medic)
Lineage: Eukaryota; Viridiplantae; Streptophyta; Magnoliopsida; Fabales; Fabaceae
Product: disease resistance protein RGA2
Exons: 1
Coding region: 1-2496 (831 amino acids)
Molecular function (GO): ADP binding
Source: RefSeq, a predicted model, not a curated record
AUGGCUCAUGAGAUUGAAAAAUUACAAACCAAAUUUAAUGACGUGGUGAAAGAUAUGCCUGGGUUGAAUCUAAACUCAAAUGUUGUGGUGGUUGAGCAAAGUGACAUUGUAAGGAGGGAAACAAGUUCUUUUGUGUUAGAAUCAGAGAUCAUUGGAAGAGAAGAUGAUAAAAAGAAGAUCAUAAGCUUGUUGAGGCAAUCACAUGAAAAUCAGAAUGUCUCCUUGGUUGCUAUUGUUGGUAUUGGUGGUUUGGGAAAGACAGCUCUUGCUCAAUUGGUAUACAAUGAUGCUCAAGUAACAAAGUCUUUUGAAAAGAGGAUGUGGGUAUGUGUCUCUGAUAACUUUGAUGUCAAAACUAUUCUGAAGAAAAUGUUGGAGUCAUUAACCAAUAAGAAAAUUGAUGAUAAGUUAUCAUUGGAAAACUUACAAAGCAUGCUACGUGACACCUUAACUGCUAUGAGAUACCUGUUAGUUCUAGAUGAUAUUUGGAACGACAGUUUUGAAAAAUGGGCUCAAUUGAAGACUUAUUUGAUGUGUGGUGCUCAAGGUAGUAAGGUUGUAGUGACAACUCGUAGUAAAGUUGUAGCACAAACAAUGGGUGUAAGUGUCCCCUAUACUUUGAAUGGUUUGACUCCAGAGAAAUCUUGGAGUUUGUUGAAGAACAUCGUUACAUACGGGGAUGAGACAAAAGGAGUUUUGAACCAAACUCUUGAAACUAUUGGUAAGAAGAUAGCUGUAAAGUGCAGUGGUGUUCCACUAGCAAUCAGAACACUAGGAGGCCUUUUACAAGGUAAAAGUGAUGAAACUGAAUGGGUUGGUGUUUUACAAGAUGACUUUUGGAAGUUAUGUGAAGAAGAAGAAAGCAUCAUGCCAGUGUUGAAACUGAGUUACCAUAACUUGUCACCCCAACUUAGACAAUGUUUUGCAUACUGUGCUAUAUAUCCUAAGGAUUGGAAAAUACAUAAGCAUGAGUUAAUUCAUUUGUGGAUGGCACAAGGUUAUCUUGAAUGUUCGGCUAAAAAAAAGCUGAUGGAAGAUAUUGGUAACCAAUUCGUAAAUAUUUUCUUGAUGAAGUCAUUUUUGCAAGAUGUCGAAACUGAUAGUUGUGGUGAUAUACACAGUUUCAAAAUGCAUGAUUUAAUACAUGAUCUUGCAAUGGAAGUAGCCGGUAAUGAUUGUUGUUACCUGGAUAGUGAGACAAAAAAUCUUGUAGAAAGUCCCAUGCAUAUAAUGAUGAAAAUGGAUGAUAUUGGUUUGUUAGAGUCGGUGGAUGCAAGCAGGCUGCGUACUUUGAUUUUGAUGCCCAACCUUAAGACGUUUAGGAAUGAGGAAGACAUGUCUAUUAUUUCAAAAUUCAAAUAUUUACGCGUCUUGAAGCUAUCACAUUGUUCUUUAUGUAAGUUGUGUGAUUCAAUUGUAAAAUUGAAGCAUUUAAGAUAUCUUGACUUAUGGUACUGCAGAGGAGUGGGAAGUGUUUUUAAAUCCAUAACUAAUAUGGUUUGCUUACAAACACUAAAACUGGUGGGGCAGAAGAAUGUUCCAAUUUCUAUAAAAGAUGUCUACAAUUUAAUCAAUUUGAGACAACUUGAUCUUGAUAUCGUAAUGUCCUAUGAGAAGAAGAACACAGUAUGUAGAUUUGGAAAAUUGUGUGGGGUGGGGGGGCUUUACAAGAGGCUAGUUUUUUCUGAUUGGCAUUCUUCACUCACAAAUCUUGUAGAGAUUUCUAUCAAAAAGUUUUAUACUUUGAAGUAUCUUCCACCAAUGGAACGUCUCCCGUUUCUUAAACGACUUAAUUUAUUUUGUCUUGAUGAUUUGGAGUACAUAUAUUUUGAAGAGCCUAUUUUGCCUGAGUCAUUCUUCCCAUCUUUGAAGAAGCUCAUUAUCACGGACUGUUUCAAGCUGAGGGGAUGGUGGAGGUUGAGGGAUGAUGUCAAUAAUGUUGAAAACUCUUCACAAUUUCAUCAUCUUUCCUUCCCUCCCUUUUCUUCUCAUCUUUCUCUAUUAAGCAUCUUCAGUUGUCCAAUGUUGACUUGCAUUCCUACUUUUCCAAACCUUGAUAAGACACUGCAUUUAGUAAGCACUAGUGUGGAGACAUUAGAAGCAACAUUAAACAUGGUAGGUUCAGAACUUGCGAUCGAAUUCCCUCCUCUUUCCAAGCUAAAAUACUUGCGCCUUGGCGGAGAAGACUUGGAUCUGAAAAUCCUUCCUUUUUUUAAGGAAGACCACAACUUUCUGUCUUCCAUUCAAAAUUUUGAAUUUUGCAAUUGUUCAGAUCUAAAGGUAUUGCCAGAUUGGAUUUGCAAUCUCUCCUCACUUCAGCAUAUCAGCAUUCAGAGAUGUCGUAAUUUGGCUUCGCUGCCCGAAGGAAUGCCCCGUCUUUCCAAAUUACAUACCCUGGAAAUCUUUGGAUGUCCCCUCUUAGUUGAAGAAUGUGUGACACAAACAAGUGCAACAUGGUCCAAAAUUUCUCACAUCCCAAACAUAAUCUUAGACUAA